Messenger RNA from Alternaria ventricosa, 747 nucleotides. RefSeq lists its product as uncharacterized. Gene Ontology annotation, cellular component: cis-Golgi network; trans-Golgi network; TRAPP complex. Gene Ontology annotation, biological process: regulation of GTPase activity; endoplasmic reticulum to Golgi vesicle-mediated transport. The record is from RefSeq and is a predicted model, not a curated record. The coding region runs from base 1 to 747 and encodes 248 amino acids. The transcript is spliced from 2 exons. NCBI's taxonomy places the organism in Eukaryota, Fungi, Ascomycota, Dothideomycetes, Pleosporales, Pleosporaceae.
AUGGCGCAAGCCAACCCCUCUGCACCGAACGAGCCCACCACAUCCUACGUCGACCCCACGUUCUCCUUAGUCAACACAUCAUGUCUUGAUCUCCUGCUUAUAGAGCUUGUACCCAUGGCAUAUCGCAUAACAGCCGAUCUCGCCGCCCGGGAAGAGGAGUGGAUACAUGGGUCAUCAGCCACAAAGCCAAAGCGACUAUCGGGUACAAGCAACGACGCGUCAAGCACAGCGGCGGGCACAGCAAGAGGGACAGAAGGCGGGCCAGUAGGCGGAGGAGGCACUGCGACAGUCGACGAGGAAGAAGCACGAGAGGCUGUGUUCCAUCGAUUAGAGAAUCUCGGAUUCUCCCGAGACGCGCCCCGACCCACCACACCUCUCGAUUGCAUAAAGUUCCUAUGCAAAGACCUAUGGACACUCCUCUUCCGAAAGCAGAUCGACAACCUCAAGACCAACCACCGCGGCAUCUACGUCCUUACAGACAAUACAUUCAAACCUCUCGGCCGCAUGUCAUUCGAUACAAAGAAAUACGACGCCGCUAUGCAAGCCGCGCUGGUAGCACAAACAGGCGAUGUAGCGCUCGGACGGGACGCAAAUAGCCAGGCAAGGGUCCAGCCCUUUCUAUACUUUCCAGCCGGUCUGAUAAGAGGAUGUCUUGCAAGUUUGGGCAUACAAGCAACAGUUACAGCGGAAAGUGCUGCACUGCCUGGAGCUACGUUCCAGAUCAGAACUGCUGGUGCGAAGACCUGA